Messenger RNA from Polychytrium aggregatum, 3835 nucleotides. RefSeq lists its product as uncharacterized. Gene Ontology annotation, cellular component: cytoplasm. Gene Ontology annotation, molecular function: protein binding; GTPase activator activity. Lineage: Eukaryota; Fungi; Chytridiomycota; Chytridiomycetes; Polychytriales. The coding region runs from base 350 to 3664 and encodes 1104 amino acids. The record is from RefSeq and is a predicted model, not a curated record. The transcript is spliced from 16 exons.
GCAUCUCGUCGGCCACAGCACAAACCCGAGCUGCUGGCCCGGAACAGCAUUCCACGCUUCGGACACCUCCCGCUCCUCGUCCAGCCAAACCAGAACAAGUGCGCCGUGAUUGGGAAGCAGUUGGUGCAAAGGGCAGCUGUACGGCCGAAUCAGACUCGAGCUUGGAAUCUCGCCACAUAUCGCUUGCCUCUCGCCGUCCGCGCAGCUCGACCGACGGCAGCCGGGCUGAGGGCGGAUCACUGGGCAGUGGCAUUAGUGUGCUGUCCACAUCUCGGUGUCUUUACUCCCCACCCCUGUCGCCGUCCCAGCAAGUCAAGAGCCAUCCCCUGCUAUCGCGUCCCUGAAUGAGAUGGAUUCGGCAAAAGUCCCAGACAUCACCAUCCAGUUUCAACGCGUCAUUUGCUCAUCGCCCGGCGCUGCAGUCGAUUCACCGCGAGCAUUCCAGGCGAGCUGCAGCAAAGCCGCCAGCGGAUACUGGCAGCUCGCCGACGACCGGGGAGCCUAUCCCAUCGAUACCACCGACGGGCUGUCCAUCGACUUUUUCAUAUCCAUCUGCGGCGAGCAGUCUAUCCUCAAGAAUCUUGGAUUUGCAAAUGUGGCCGCGCUCGACGAGAUUCCCAGGAUCCGGCGGGACCAAAUCCGGGAUAUCGAUCUUCAGGUGAUCACGUCCAUACCUUACCAUCCGCCCAACAGCAGAUACGACGUCAAGUGGACCUGGAGGUACACCAAGCCACUGUAUAUGACAAUCGAAGGCGAUUUCGCCAUCACCAACUAUGCCUGUUUUAUCCACAAGACGACACUGGAAACCCUUGCCAUCUUUUUCUUCCUGACAAGCGCGGGUGUCGAGCGGCUGCCGUCAUCACCGACCCGCAGCAUGCUGGCCGAGACCAUCAUCCAGAAAUUCCUUCCAAAAUCCAGCAUCACAGCUGCCAGCAACGCAGGUGCAUUCGGCACAGGAGUCGCCGCUUCCGUUGCUGCAACCGCAAGCAAUUCCCUGACCGUCAAUCCUGCUUCCGAGGCUGGAGCUGAGAGAAAGUCCGUCUCGGCCACCGGCGACCAGCUCCCGCCGGCCAAUUCGACGCUGUGGUCAUUCAGCAGCACCAAUCCCAGUGGCAGCGAAAGAGGCAAAUCGAUGGAUGCCGGCAACACCGUCGAUCUCCUCAACAGCUAUUGCGAUGGACCGCUGCUGCGCUCAAGAAUCUCGGCCCUUGAGAAGAAGACCUCGACUCUCAAGCAGGCCGUCAAGCGGGUACUCAAGCAGUCGGCUAUCUACCUCGAGGCCUCGCGGCGUCAGGACGAAGAGUAUCAAAGUCUCGUCAACGGCAUCACACAGAUCCCCUUUGGCAACCAAAGUAUCAAGGACUAUCUCGAGGCCUCCCUCGUGGUCAUUCGAGAGGCCACAGACCACUUCCACAACCAGAUCCAGAACCUGAUUCUGGAUCCGCUGAGCAAGCUCUAUGCCAACGAGAUCAAAAAGUCCGAGUCGCGCAAGAAGGACUUUGACCAGGAGAGCUCGGAGUUUGACGAAAUCGAGCGAAAGUACCUCGCGACCAAGACUGGGGACCGAACAAAGAAGAAAUCCGAGCUCGACACCAAGUAUCACAUCCGUCGGAACCAAUUUGAUCUGAAACGAUUUGAUUACUGCUCAAGCCUAAGCGAGUUGCACGGGCCUCACACAGAGACGGAGCUGGCCUUCAUCUUCAUCAACUUUGCAAAGAAACAGCACUUGCUCUACCAGAUCAUACACACAAAACUCGACGACCAAAAGCAACUCUUGGAUAAACUUACGGGCGAGGUGUCCGAGUCCACCAAGACUGUCCACCACCAGCGCAAAGAACGAGAAGAGCUCCGCAAGCUCAUCGAGAAUCGCGGAGGCACCGCCGAUGAAAGCGGUCCCACCGGCGGUAGCCAUUCGAGCCCCAAGGAGGAGUCUAGAGGCAACCUGGUUCACUCAUACAGUGUGCCAAAAGUCGCAACCCUCGUACAGGUCCUCCAUCAAAGCUCGCAGCUGUCGAACGAAUCGGACACGAUGUCGAGGCGCAAGGAGGGGUUUCUCUUUGCCACAACGGCAACAUUGAUGAACGUCCCCGGAGUCAUUGGACCCGCUCAGUUUUCUUGGAAAAAGUUCUGGUGUGUCCUGUCGGGUGGACAGCUUCAGGAGUACACCAACUGGACCAAGCAGCUGGAGCCUUCGUACUCGGUUCAUCUGCGCCUGUGCACUGUCCGAGAGGCUCGAAAAGUCGAUCGGCGGUUCUGUUUCGAGCUCAUCGGCCCACACAUUGGUCGGCGGAUCUACCAAGCGACCGACGCCGAGGAGCUCAAGUCGUGGAUCCAAACGAUCCAGCGAUCCAUCGAGUCGCUCCUGGCAGGCACAGGCUCGCUGCUGGAUCUGACGACGACAAUCCACGAAAGCAACGGCUCCAACGGCAAAUCCGCUGGCAGUGAACUGCAGAUGGCAGUCCUGAAUGUCCUCCGGGAUGCUGACCCACAAAACCACGUCUGUGCGGACUGCGGCGCACGAGGCCCGGAUUGGGCCAGCAUCAACCUGGGCUGUUUAAUCUGUAUCGAAUGCUCAGGCACCCAUCGCAGCCUCGGAACACAUAUAUCCAAAGUCCGGUCCUUGACUUUGGAUACCGCCAGCUGGACACCAGAACUCAUCUACAUGAUGUGCGCGAUCGGAAACACUCUGACCAACGAGAUAUGGGAGGGAGCGCCAAGCGCCGUCGAGCAAAAGCCAAAGCCAAGUGACCGGAGAGAAGCCAAGGCUGCAUACAUACAGGACAAGUACGUGGCCCGCAAGUUCAUCAAGCCGUACCAACCGAUUGCCCUUGCCGAUCCGCCGCUCCCCUUGUCCAGCGACGACAUGCUGGUCGAAGCCAUACGCGAGGGAAACCUGACGACGGCCAUGUGGGCGAUGGCGCUGGGCGCCGACCUGAACAAGCCAUGGAACGGGCUGCCGCUGCUGCACAUGGCAUUGGGCUAUCCCCUGAUACCGAGUGCCAAGUCCUCCGAGUCGACGACCGCGAUCCCGUCGCAUCUGACCGAGUCGCCCUCAGUACCCUCGGUGCCCUCCACACUCAGUCUGGGGCCGAUGUCGUCCACCAGCCCCUUGGGGCCGCCUGGGCCACAGCCGCCGCCGCUUCUCCAGAACGCAGGCACAUCCCUGCAGUUGCCGCCAACGGCAUCGAUGGUACCGUCGGAUGCAGUCCUGAGCAACCCGUCAAAUCUGUCAUGCAGAUUCUCGAUCAUCAUUGACCAGCACCCGCUCGCACAAAGCACCCAGCGGUUUAUCAUGGCUGAGUUUCUGAUCCAGAACGGUGCCAGCGUCAAUGCCUGCGACGACUUGACUGUCAUUGCGCGCGUGCGGCUCAACGAGUAUGCCAACCUGCCAAACGUCUCGCACCUGGGGCUGCUCCACUACGCUUGUCUCUACCACGACUACGAGUGCCUGAGCUACUUGCUUUCCAAGGGAGCAGAGCCAAAGAUCCAGGAUAACUGCUCCCUGAUUCCGGCCUUCUACCUAUCCCAACAAACCAGCGCUUACCCACCAUCACCACUCGAGCUGGGUGUGUCGCUGCCGGCGCGGUUUGCGUGUAUCUGCGAAGAACGAAUCUGGAAAGAGAACAGCAACCAGUCGCACGGCAGUUUGGCGGCCUCGAAGUGACGAUGCUGAACAGCGAUCGGGAAACGGGCGAGGAAAGGCUUGAGGCCCGAGACUGGAGCGAGAAGCAUAGCAACCUGAAUCGCACAUGUAACGUCACCACCCAUCUUCACUGCACCAGCCAUGUAUUUCGCCAAUACAUUACAGGCAAUCCAAUAAAAAACGGGACACCCG